CCCAAAAAUGGCGCGAAACCCCUCCCAUUUUCCGGCGAGUUUCCGGCGACUUUCCCUCGCUUUCUCCCUCCUCUGUCUCCUCCCUGUCCCGCAUUGCUCCGCCGGAGCUCACAACUACCACGACGCCCUCCGCAAGAGCCUCCUCUUCUUCGAAGGCCAGCGCUCCGGCAAACUCCCGCCGGACCAACGCCUCCGGUGGCGGAAAGACUCGGCAUUGCACGACGGCGCCACCGCCGGAGUGGACCUGACGGGAGGAUACUAUGAUGCCGGAGACAACGUGAAAUUCGGUUUUCCAAUGGCGUUCACCACCACAUUGCUCUCAUGGAGCAUCAUAGACUUUGGCCGGAACAUGGGCGGCGAGGUGGGAAACGCCGUGAAGGCGGUGAGGUGGGCGACGGACUAUUUGCUGAAAGCCACCGCCAAGGACGGCGUAAUAUACGUUCAAGUUGGGGACGCAUUUUCCGACCACCGGUGCUGGGAGAGGCCGGAGGACAUGGACACUCCGAGGACAGUGUACAAGAUUGAUCGGAACAACCCGGGGUCCGACGUCGCCGGCGAAACGGCGGCGGCUCUCGCCGCCGCAUCUAUAGUGUUCCGGUCACGUGACCCUGCUUACUCUAGAGUCUUACUCGAUCGUGCCGUUAAAGUUUUCGAGUUUGCUGACAGGCACCGGGGUGCGUACAGCUCCAGCCUGUACCAUGCUGUUUGCCCUUUUUACUGUGAUUUUAAUGGCUACCAGGACGAGUUGCUAUGGGCUGCGGCGUGGCUGCACAAGGCAUCACGGAGACGAUUGUAUAGAGAAUACAUAGUGAGAAACGAGGUCGUUUUGAGAGCUGGAGAAACCAUCAAUGAAUUUGGAUGGGACAAUAAGCAUGCAGGGAUUAAUGUCCUCAUUUCCAAGGAGGUACUUAUGGGGAAGGAAAAUGAUCUGAAGUCAUUUCAGAUUAUGGCAGAUGGUUUCAUUUGCUCCAUACUUCCUGGGAUUUCCCAUCCUCAAGUUCAGUAUUCUCCAGGUGGACUGAUCAUCAAACCUGGGAGUUGUAACAUGCAGCAUGUAACAUCCUUGUCUUUCUUGUUAUUGGCUUAUUCUAAUUAUCUAAGCCACGCCAAUCGCGUCGUGCCAUGUGGCCAGACCUCUGCUACCCCUGCCCUCCUCAAACGCUUGGCCAAACGUCAGGUGGACUACAUUCUUGGGGAUAAUCCGUUAGGAAUGUCGUACAUGGUAGGGUACGGUGCACGAUACCCUCGAAGGAUUCACCAUCGGGGAAGCUCGAUACCCUCGGUGAAUAAUCACCCAGGGCAUAUCGGGUGCAGAGACGGGUCCCAAUAUUACUUCACCCAAAGCCCGAACCCGAAUACUUUAGUUGGAGCGGUGGUUGGCGGACCAAAUAUCAGUGAUUAUUUUCCAGACGCGAGACCCUUUUAUCAGGAGUCGGAGCCCACUACGUACACCAAUGCUCCUCUAGUGGGGCUCUUGGCCUACUUCUCAGUCCAUUCUUGAAUUUACUUUGUGAUGAAUGUAAAGAGAGAAUGUGGUGGUGUGCAAUUGUGCAAAGUGCAAUGGCCACCCUCUCUAUUAUUGUUGUUCAAGAUUCUAAUUGUAUGUUCCUUUUGAGUUAUUAUUAUUAAUAUUAUUAAUUUAAUGAAGAAAAUUAGUUUGGUUUGUUUUA
This is a messenger RNA of Ipomoea triloba (trilobed morning glory), 1670 nucleotides long. Its product is annotated as endoglucanase 8-like. Gene Ontology annotation, biological process: carbohydrate metabolic process. The transcript has 7 exons. Gene Ontology annotation, molecular function: hydrolase activity, hydrolyzing O-glycosyl compounds. Bases 8 to 1501 code for a protein of 497 amino acids. NCBI's taxonomy places the organism in Eukaryota, Viridiplantae, Streptophyta, Magnoliopsida, Solanales, Convolvulaceae. The record is from RefSeq and is a predicted model, not a curated record.